AUGGCCUACAUCAUCGUGGGCGACGCUGGCGUGGGCAAGUCGUGCCUGCUCCUGCAGUUCACAGACAAGCGCUUCCGCGCCGAGCAUGACAUGACCAUCGGCGUCGAGUUCGGGCACCGCCUGGCGGAGCUCAACGGCCAGAAGGUCAAGCUGCAGAUCUGGGACACCGCUGGGCAGGAGGCGUUCCGAUCGAUCACCAGGGCGUAUUACAGGGGUGCCACUGGAGCGCUCCUCGUCUACGACAUAAGCAGGCGGGCGUCGUUCGACCACCUGGCCCAGUGGCUGACCGACGCGCGCCAGAACGCGCAGCCCAACAUGGUGAUCAUCCUGAUCGGGAACAAGAGCGACCUGGAGAGACGAGAGGUCACCUACGAGGAGGGCGCCUGGUUCGCCAGACAGAACGGCUUGUUUUUCCUGGAGACCUCUGCGAGGACUGGCCAGAACGUUGAGGCCGCCUUCCUCGACACGGCCCGGCAGAUCUUCGAGAAUCUGCAGGCCGGCAUGUACGACCUGAGCUCGGACUCCCACGGCAUCACCGUCGGGAUGCCGCAGCGGCCGCAGCCCACACCGAUGCAGCGGACUGCAGGCAGCAUGUCGUCCCUCCAGUACGCCUGCUGCGGCGCGAGCUAA
Molecule: messenger RNA, 630 nt
Organism: Prorocentrum cordatum
Lineage: Eukaryota; Dinophyceae; Prorocentrales; Prorocentraceae
Source: the annotation of a GenBank genome assembly